GCCGGGCGGCCAUCUUGGAUCCUCCAUCCCGGAGCGGGCGGCGCUGAGCGGCGGAGUGGGGGCGGGGGCUGCAGGCUGCCGGAGCCGGCCCGCGGGGCUCCUGACACCCGGCUCGGAAGGCGCAGGGGAGCCCGGGCCAGCCGGGUAGCAGCGGCGGGUGGGGGAGGCCCAGCAUGCGAGCGGAGGCCCGGUGAAGCGGGGCUGGGGGGAGAGGCGAGGAGAAGGGAGAGGGAAGCGCUUCGGAGCGGGCCUGCCUGGCUGCCAGUGCUCGGAGCUGGCUGCGGAGAGGCGGCUUGUUUUCCUGGCCGGGCUCUGCGGCGCCCCGCUGCCUUCUCCGACCCGCUUCCUCGCCCCCCUCAGCCCGCUGCGCUCUGCGAGGAUCCCCCCACCAUCCACCUCCUCACCCCUCUGCGCGCUGGGCUCCUAAGCUGGCUGUAGGAUGAGCCCUGAGGACUCCCAGGGGGAGACGCUGCUCCAUCGCCAGGCUGGAAUAUAGCUCAGAAGUGGGGUGGCGGCGGUGGAAAUAAGGAGCCCCCCACCCCCUCCCUUGAUGGUGGCCCUUCGUAGCCACUGCCUCGCAGCAGAGUGACACGCAUUCUUUGGGGGGGUGGUAGGUUUUUGUUGGGGAAGGGGUGUUUUGUUUUGCUGUCGCAAGCAGCCGGUGCUCCAGCACAAGCGAAUUAAAAUGUCCACUAGAACUCCAUUGCCUACGGUGAAUGAACGCGACACUGAGAAUGAUGUCGUCUCUUCACUGGGGGAAGGCCUUUGCGAAAAGCACACCUCUCAUGGAGAAGGACGUCAAGAAGUUUCCUCUCGAACUGGGCGCUCUGGAGCUCGCUGUAGAAAUUCUAUAGCUUCCUGUGCAGAUGAGCAACCUCAUAUUGGAAAUUACAGACUUCUUAAAACGAUUGGAAAGGGGAAUUUUGCAAAAGUAAAGUUGGCUAGACACAUCCUUACUGGCAGAGAGGUUGCAAUAAAAAUAAUUGACAAAACACAAUUGAACCCAACUAGUCUUCAAAAGCUUUUCAGAGAAGUAAGAAUAAUGAAGAUUUUAAAUCAUCCAAAUAUAGUGAAGUUAUUUGAAGUAAUUGAAACUGAAAAAACUCUCUACUUAAUCAUGGAGUAUGCAAGUGGGGGUGAGGUAUUCGACUAUCUGGUUGCACAUGGAAGAAUGAAGGAAAAGGAAGCAAGAGCUAAAUUUAGACAGAUAGUAUCUGCAGUGCAGUACUGCCAUCAAAAGCAUAUUGUUCAUAGAGAUCUCAAGGCUGAAAAUCUAUUGCUAGAUGCAGAUAUGAACAUUAAAAUAGCAGACUUUGGUUUUAGCAAUGAGUUUACAGUUGGAAAUAAACUGGAUACAUUUUGUGGCAGCCCACCAUAUGCUGCGCCAGAGCUCUUCCAAGGCAAGAAAUAUGAUGGACCUGAAGUAGAUGUUUGGAGUUUAGGUGUUAUUCUUUACACUCUUGUUAGUGGAUCUCUUCCUUUUGAUGGACAGAACUUAAAGGAACUGAGAGAGAGAGUACUAAGGGGAAAAUACAGGAUCCCUUUCUACAUGUCAACAGACUGUGAAAACCUCCUCAAACGUUUUCUGGUGCUAAACCCAACUAAAAGAGGCACUCUAGAGCAAAUCAUGAAGGACCGGUGGAUCAAUGCAGGGCAUGAAGAUGAUGAGCUAAAACCUUUUGUUGAACCAGAGCUGGACAUCUCAGACCAGAAGAGAAUAGAUAUUAUGGUUGGAAUGGGAUACUCUCAAGAAGAAAUUCAAGAAUCCCUUAGUAAAAUGAAAUAUGAUGAAAUCACAGCUACAUACUUAUUGUUAGGGAGAAAAUCAUCAGAGUUGGAUGCUAGUGAUUCAAGCUCCAGCAGCAAUCUUUCCCUUGCUAAAGUUAGGCCAAGUAGUGAUCUCAACAAUAGCACUGGACAAUCGCCUCAUCACAAAGUGCAGAGAAGCAUAUCUUCCAGCCAAAAACAGCGACGGUACAGCGAUCAUGCUGGACCAUCUAUCCCUCCAGUAGUGGCAUAUCCAAAAAGAAGCCAGACUAGCACUACAGACAGUGACCUGAAAGAAGAUGGAAUUCAGACAAGGAAAUCUAGCAGUAGUGCUGUUGGGGGACGAGGAAUUGCUCCGGCUAGCCCCAUGCUCGGAAAUGCUAACAAUCCAAAUAAGGCUGAUAUUCCUGAACGUAAGAAAAGUUCGGCUGUCCCCAGUCUCCUCAGUCGUUCCUGGAAAAUUGACCGCCAAGUUGGGCAUAUCUCCACCCUCUUCCUCUGCAAAGACAGAGGCAAAAAUAAUACCGCACCUGGAGCAAUGACACGCCGCAAUACAUACGUUUGUAGCGAGAGAACCACUGCAGAUAGACAUUCAGUAAUCCAAAAUGGCAAGGAGAACAGCACUGGUCCUGAUCAAAGAACUCCUGUUGCUUCAACUCAUAGCAUCAGCAGUGCAACUACACCUGAUCGCAUUCGUUUCCCAAGAGGAACUGCCAGUCGUAGCACUUUCCAUGGUCAACUCAGAGAGCGACGUACUGCUACAUAUAAUGGACCACCUGCCUCACCCAGUCUAUCCCAUGAAGCAACACCACUUUCACAGACUAGGAGCAGGGGCUCCACUAAUCUUUUUAGUAAAUUAACUUCAAAACUAACAAGAAGAAACAUGUCAUUCAGGUUUAUCAAAAGGCUCCCGACUGAAUAUGAGAGGAACGGGAGAUAUGAGGGCUCAAGUCGCAAUGUAGCUGUGGAUCAGAAGGAUGAAAACAAGGAAGCCAAGCCCCGUUCACUGAGGUUUACUUGGAGCAUGAAAACUACCAGUUCCAUGGAUCCUAACGAUAUGAUGAGGGAAAUUCGUAAAGUCCUGGAUGCCAAUAAUUGUGACUAUGAACAAAGAGAGCGUUUCUUGCUUUUCUGUGUCCAUGGCGAUGGACAUGCGGAAAAUCUUGUACAGUGGGAGAUGGAGGUGUGUAAACUGCCAAGACUGUCACUGAAUGGAGUCCGCUUUAAGCGGAUAUCGGGAACAUCCAUAGCUUUUAAAAACAUUGCUUCCAAAAUUGCCAAUGAAUUAAAGCUGUAAGAAAAAGUAAUUAAGUUGUAAAUUAAGUAGCAAUUUCGAGUGUUUUUGAGAACACCGAUGGAAAUGUAUAGAAUAAUAUUUAGGCAAUAACUUCUACAUCUUCUGAAUCAUGAUAUUAAAAAAAAAAUUGAAACAAGCUGCUGAGCUGGGAGGGAGAGUUGGACUUUUUUUUAUAAGUGCACUACAGCAUUAAAGUUGCCUACUAUGUAAAAUAUUACCCCUUCUGCUUUAUUUCCUUUGCUCUAAGUCUUUGGCAACAAACUGAAACACACAAUAUAUACAUUUAAAUAUGCCUCCUGUUUGUGUGGAUGUGAGAAUGUACAGUAUGUGUGUAUAAUAUAUUAAGUAUUAUAUGUAAACUAUUCAUUUACAACAUCAGAGCUGUACCGUACCUCUUUGGGGGCUAAUUUUGGUGCUAAAAAUUGAAAUGGCCAAGGAGGAAACACUUGAGUUAAUAUUUAAAAUAAUUGAAUGGUUACCCAGUAAAUGCAGUUUUACAGUUCACUGCUGUGUUAAGAAAAAAGUGUGAAGGGUUUGGAUUUAUGGUUGUGAACAUUACUCCUGUUUUUUAAGUAGAUCUCAUGAGAUAAUUAAACAUUCACUUUUACUCAGUAA
This is a messenger RNA of Chrysemys picta bellii (western painted turtle), 3679 nucleotides long. Lineage: Eukaryota; Metazoa; Chordata; Testudines; Emydidae. The record is from RefSeq and is a predicted model, not a curated record.